This is a messenger RNA of Ricinus communis (castor bean), 534 nucleotides long. Its product is annotated as gibberellin-regulated protein 1. Bases 94 to 396 code for a protein of 100 amino acids. The transcript is spliced from 3 exons. The record is from RefSeq and is a predicted model, not a curated record. NCBI's taxonomy places the organism in Eukaryota, Viridiplantae, Streptophyta, Magnoliopsida, Malpighiales, Euphorbiaceae.
CUCACUUUCAGUUUUCACAUAUAAAUACAGUAACAUAUAAACUCAUAAUAAAUUUUAUCUGAAUUCUUAGUUAUUAUCUAAAUACAGUCCAUCAUGGCGCCCAUCUCCAAGCCAUUGAUUGCCUCUCUUUUCAUCUCUCUUUUGGUUCUCCACCUAGUUGAAGCUGACCAGAUGGAGAAGGCGAGUCUAGCAGCAACUAGUCAAAAGAAAAUAGACUGUGCUAGCGCCUGCAAGACAAGGUGCCGCUUAGCGUCAAGGCAAAGGAUGUGCCAUAGGGCAUGUGGGACGUGCUGUGCACGCUGCAACUGUGUACCUCCGGGAACUUCCGGUAACCAUGAAUCCUGCCGCUGCUACGCCAGCUUGCUUACUCACGGUGGUCGACUCAAGUGUCCUUGAACAGACUCUGAAUCAAGUGUCUCUUUGUCCAUUAGUCUAUAUAUAGAUGCCUGUGGUGUGUGUAUAAAUGAGAUAUUGAUAUGAAUGUCGACUCAACUUUAUAUUUAUAUUUUAGUUAUGAAUUUUUAAUUUAUAUUA